ACCUUCUGCAAUAUUUUGGGGGGGGGUUGCUCAAUAGGGAGGAAACCAUCCCCAUCCCUAAAUCAAAGCCUCAGGCUCCUUCCUGACAGCGCUAUCCGAGAAAGACUUUGAGAGAGAAAGGACGCGAAGCUCAGGCCCCCGCGGGCGGUUCAGCAGGUUUCUUCGAACCGGUGCGAUUCUCCCACUCUCCUCAGGGGCCCGUUGGUUCGCGCCGGCGCCUUUUAAGGGCACCGUGGGGGCGAACGGAGCGCUCAGAGCUGCUUCGGCCGCGGCCCUGGGAGCUGGAGGAGCCGCGACUCAGCAGGCAUGACUGGAGAGGGAAGUCCCAAUGGUGCUAGAAUGGUGCUGCAGUGGCAGAAGACGGCUCACGAGUGAGGUCUGGAAGAACGACAGGGAAGACAUCCAUCAUUUGCUCCAAAGUGUGCAAGUCAAAUCCUGGGGAGAAUCAUGAUAACCCUGAUCACUGAGCAGCUACAGAAGCAGACUCUGGAUGAGCUGAAAUGCACACGCUUCAGCAUCAGUCUGCCUUUGCCUGAUCAUGCAGACAUCUCCAACUGUGGGAACCCUUUCCAGCUUGUGUCUGAAGGUGCUUCCUGGAGGGGCCUGCCCCACUGUUCCUGUGCCAAGUUCCAGGACAGCCUCAACCUCAGCUACCAUCCCUCAGGCUUGAGCCUGCAUCUCAGACCACCCAGCCGGGGAAGCUCCCUACAGGAGCAACCCCUCCCUGAAGUCCUAAGCCCUGAGUCCCCAGACCCAGAGAAACUCCCUGUGACCCCCGCCCCUCCAUCCAAGAGGCACUGCCGCUCACUCUCCGUGCCCGUGGACCUGUCUCGCUGGCAGCCAGUGUGGCGGCCCGCCCCCUCCAAGCUGUGGACUCCCAUCAAGCACAGGGGCAGUGGUGGAGGGGGUGGGCCGCAGGUGCCUCACCAGAGCCCCCCGAAGCGGGUCUCCAGCCUCAGGUUCCUCCAAGCUCCCAGUGCCUCUUCUCAAUGUGCCCCAGCCCACAGACCCUGCAGCCCCCCUUUCUUCAGCCUUGCCCUAGCCCAAGAUUCCUCUCGACCCUCUGCUGCCUCCCCCCAAAGUGGCUCCUGGGAGAGUGAUGCUGAGUCCCUGUCACCUUGUCCACCCCAGCGCCGCUUCUCCCUGUCACCCAGCCUGGGCCCGCAGGCAAGUCACUUCCUGCCCUCUGCCCGGAGCUCCCCCGCAUCCUCCCCGGAGCUGCCCUGGAGACCUCGAGGCCUCCGCAACCUUCCCCGGAGCCGCUCACAGCCUUGUGAUCUGGAUGCCCGCAAAGCUGGGGUCAAACGGCGCCACGAGGAGGACCCACGGCGGCUGCGGCCUUCCUUAGACUUUGACAAGAUGAAUCAGAAACCGUACUCAGGAGGUCUCUGUUUUCAAGAUACAGCCCCGGAAGGCAGCAGCAUUUCUCCGCCGUGGUUCAUGGCCUGUAGCCCCCCACCCCUCUCUGCUUCCUGCAGCCCCGUUGGGGGUUCCUCCCAGGUGCUGAGUGAAAGCGAAGAGGAGGAGGAGGGGGCCGUGCGGUGGGGGCGGCAGACGCUAAGCAAACGGACACUGUGCCAGAAGGAUUUUGGCGACCUGGACUUGAAUCUGAUUGAGGAGAACUAAAACUGAGAGGCUACUUCCUGGGGCCACACAGACUGACUAUCUUAUGGCUACUAACAAGUGUUGAGGCCCCAAGGCCGGGGGCCCAGCCUGGGAACGGGGGUGAGUGGAGGGCUCCAACUCAGGGCAGCUGGAAAUCUUCUCACUCCAGACAACUCGACCAUGCCAAGAGACUGGCCGGGACAAGAUAAAUGGAGCUGGUGGCGGGAGGGACAGCCCCAGAGCAGACCCUUCCCAUGGCGGCCCUGAGUGUGAGUAUCCCUGCCACCGAGAGAGCGAUGGAUGGGCAGGGAAGGAAGGGGUCUGCUGACCCCAGCUCGGGGAAUUUCACUAGCCCCUUUGCUUCAAAGGGCACUUGUGUCUUAGAAUUUGGCUAGAGUAGGGGGUUGAGUCAGCCUCCUCAGAGAAAUUGUGUGAGUGUGUGCGUGCAUGGGAGUGUGUUCAAGUAAAGGCGUCUUUUUGUAGCCUUAGGGAAAGAAGGCAUUUGCUCCUUAACAGCAGAGCAUCGUGAUGCCCCAGGAUCCUGAGUUUUCACAGGAUACUGGGCUUGGUCAAGGAGUUAGGAGGGCACCAAGUUUUCCUUUUUUCUAAAUAGCUCUGGAGCCAGGCUUGUAAUCUGUAAGCACCACUGGCUCUGCAAAGGACUCUGUUUGGGGUCUUUUAAGUGCCGUGACCUCAGCUAAUGGUCUUUUCAUUAUCCCCACCUCCUCCCACUAGGUGGAUCUAGUAGUGGGGGCUGGAGGGGAGGUUCCACAUUUAUUCUGAGCUGGCCUUUUUUUCUCAUCAGAUUGCCUAGGCUAUACACAUCCUGCCUCUCUCGCUCUAAGUAGAUGCAGGCACAUGUGGGCAACUGAGUCAGUUUUGAAGGGCUCCAUCUCUCACUUUUCAUUUCUACUGAAGGAACCUUUCUGCCCUCAUGCUCUGACCUAGGUCAGAGACAAGGAAGGAAGAUCCUGUAUUGGUCCCCAGUAUCUAUUGAGGCAGACCUGCAGCAGGAGAUAACGGUGUUCAGGCCCUACAGGCAUGGAUGAGCUCACCCCAGCACUGCCCAUUGGAAGCAGACUGUAAGGAAGCCUGUUCUCGUGAGAUCCAGGCCCAACCUCUUUUCUGACCUGCUUGAGAAAUGAGUGUCAGCAUUUAUUAGUUUGCUUAUCUUCCACUCCUGCCAGGAAAUGUUAAUUUGCCUCUAAUUGGCCCUGAGAGACCACAGGGAGGUUGGGGCUCACUAAGGGAUCGGCUAAGAAUGUGUAAAGCAAAGGCUGUGAGGAGCAGUUGGGAGUUUGUUGUUGUUGGAUUGAAUUUCCUUUUUUAAGUUUCUCACCCACAGCUUGAGCUAGGGCAGCAGGUCUCAGUGGCUACAGUGAUAUGUUUAAGGACUGCAGCUACCAUGGUAGGGCUGGCACCAGUGGAAAUGCGUACUGAAGCUGCCACUACAAUACCUAGUGAGGCUUUGUCCAGCUUUGGUUAGACCCUGCAGGACCAAAUUGGGGCUGCCUUCCCUGUUUAUUAGAAGGGCCAUUUUCUUUUCAGUUUCCAGGGUGUCUUAGGACCCAAGUUUCUUGUGUUAGGGGAAAAGAUCAAGGUCUAUGUGUUUUCUUCCUUGUGAAGUUGAUCCUGACAUUUUUCUGGGUCUCCCACAUGUCGAGUAAGAGCAUCAGUGAGGCUCCUGCCUUCUCACCUGCACUCCAGAGGAGAGGUGGCCGUGUCUUCUUGAGCCUCUGGCACUCAGAGGCUCUACCCUUCCAGGGCUCCUCUCCUACAAGUUACCACAUAUUACCAGUGGGCCACCAGGACUGUGGGGACCUGAGAGAACCGCUGCAGAGAAUCCAGGGAAACUGUGAGCCUAGGAGUUGACCAUCCUUGGUUUCAUCUCUCCCCUGGCUCUUCUCCCUCUUCAGGCCAUAAUAUAGGCCAUAAUUUUCCUGGUGCCAGCUUCUUUUCCUCCUGGGGCAUCCUCAUCCCCAGGCUCUCUGCUGCAAAUUGGCUGUGCCAGCUUCCAUUAGGCCACUGGCAAUGCCAGUGGGGUCUCUGCAGGCCCUAAGCUAAAGAAGUGAGGGCAGUAAUUAUGCCUCCAUCCUGGUUUCCCCAAAGCCCUAGGGUACCCUCUUUAGGGAAGAAAGUCUACAGAUAUCAUAGUUGAAUUCCAUUACUUUAAGACUGGAAAGUUAAACUCACCAGAACUAUCAUCUUGCUUCCUAGUCUAAGCACCCAUGGCCCUGGGACAAGCCUUUUCAAGAAGUGGUUCAUUUUGCUUUACACAAUAGAUCUGUUCCAACAGUUCUGUGUAAAUCAAAUGCUAUUUUUCAGUGCAUUUGAACUGCUGACCAUUUAAAAGCAGACUAUGAUUGCUUCUUUUGUAAAGCAAGCACCUUCCCUCUACUUUAGCUGUUUUGACUAUUCAGAUUUUCACAUAUUGGACUUACCCAGAGUGGAGCACACCUCUACAGGGCUUGUGGUUGAUGCUGGGUAACCAUCUGCAUCUGUGCUGUGUGUGUGAUGUGGCUGACCAGUAGGUGAGUAUUCCUGCGUGUGUGAGUGAAGCCACUCUCAGGCUGGUGCUCUCCUGUGCCCGGUGACUGCCCAGUGGCAGCUCCAGCUGCCCUUCACUCCCACCUGCUGCCAAAGUCCCUGUGCUAAUGGGAUUACAAAUACAAAAAGUGGAAAAAAAAAUUUCGUAAACUUUGUUUUAUAUUAAAAAAAAAAAAAA
Molecule: messenger RNA, 4330 nt
Organism: Trichechus manatus latirostris (Florida manatee)
Lineage: Eukaryota; Metazoa; Chordata; Mammalia; Sirenia; Trichechidae
Gene: FAM53C
Product: family with sequence similarity 53 member C
Exons: 5
Coding region: 448-1626 (392 amino acids)
Biological process (GO): protein import into nucleus
Cellular component (GO): nucleus
Source: RefSeq, a predicted model, not a curated record